CCGCUGCCGCGCGCGCAGUCCGGGCGAUGCGGGCGGGCGCGCGGCGGCGCGCGGCGCUGGUGCUGCUGGCGGCGCUCGCGGCCUGGGGCGCGCGGGCCCAGCGCCCCGGGGACCCCGCGGAAAACGGGACGCGUUGCAUCCUCUCGUCUUCAUCGGAGUUUCCUGAAGGAUUUUUCACACCGCAGGAGAGGAAGGAUGGAGGAAUCGUUAUCUACUUCAUCAUUAUACUGUACAUGUUUUUGGCCGUGUCCAUUGUGUGCGAUGACUACUUCCUACCUUCCCUAGAGAUCAUCAGUGAAUGCCUUGGCCUCUCACAGGAUGUAGCUGGAGCAACUUUUAUGGCUGCUGGAAGCUCUGCUCCAGAGCUUGUCACUGCUUUUCUAGGAGCUUUUGUGACAAAGGGAGAUAUCGGCGUCAGCACCAUCCUUGGAUCAGCAAUAUAUAAUCUUCUUGGUAUUUCUGCAGCUUGUGGGCUGUUUUCCAGUGUGGUUUCGAGGCUAUCCUGUUGGCCGCUGUUCAGAGACUGUCUGGCAUACACCAUCAGUGCAGCAGCGGUCCUUGCCAUGAUAUCUGACAACAGAAUUUACUGGUAUGAAAGUGCAUCCCUAUUAUUGAUAUAUGGGUGUUAUAUUCUGGUACUAUGUUUUGACAUUAAAAUCAACCAAUACCUCAUGAAAAAGUUCAGUCCCUGCUGUGCGUGUUUUACCAAAGCUCUGGAAGAGAACACGGAGCAGCAGCCACUGGUUGGAUGGAGGGAUGAGAGUGGGCCUCUGAUCCGUCAACAGUCGCGAACAGACAGCGGAAUUUUUCAAGACGAGCUGGACUACUCUCACCUUUCAACAAGCUUACAUGGGCUCGAUGAAAUCUCUGAAGAUCAUCCAAAUGUCUUUACUAUGCCUGAAGCAGAUAUGAAGAGAAUUUUGUGGGUGUUAUCUCUUCCUAUUAUCACAUUACUCUAUUUAACUAUACCAGAUUGCAGAAGACAGUUUUGGAGGAACUGGUUCAUGGUGACAUUUUUAAUUUCAGCAGCAUGGAUUUCUGCAAUAACUUAUGUUCUUGUAUGGAUGGUAACAAUAGCAGGUGAAACGCUGGGAAUCCCAGAGUCAGUCAUGGGUCUCACAUUACUUGCAGCAGGAACCAGUGUACCAGAUACAGUUGCAAGUGUGCUGGUGGCUCGAAAAGGAAAUGGAGAUAUGGCUAUGUCUAACAUUGUAGGAUCCAAUGUAUUUGAUAUGCUCUGUUUGGGAAUACCCUGGUUUAUAAAAACUGCCUUCAUAAAUACAUCAGGACCCAUAGAAGUGAACAGCAGUGGUCUGACAUACACAGCCAUUUCUCUUAUCUGUUCUGUUGGUUUUAUUUUUCUGGCAGUUCACCUGAAUGGCUGGAAAAUAGAUAAAAAAUUGGGAACAAUUUGUCUUGUCCUGUACUUAGUAUUUACUGUUUUAUCAAUUUUAUAUGAACUUGGCAUCAUAGGAAACAAUCCUACAAGAGUCUGUGGUAACUAGUUUUAAUCAGUGAUUAUGCUGAUGAAAAAAAAAAUAAAAGCAGGAGAAAAAGAUCAGUUUCUUCAUUUAGUCAAAAUAAAACUUAAAAAACCAACUCCAAACUCCCGUUGGGCUCUAAAUCUUAUAUACAGAACUAAGUAAUGUCAUUAAAGUAAUAUUAAGUAGAACAAAAACAUCACAGCCUAAUUGGAGCCCUUUCUUUUAGAGUCAAGAAUUACAGUAUGACUACAACGCACAUAUAAAACCAAAAUUCUGAAAAAGACAUCUACUUCUUACAUUACAAUGUUGAUACACACAUUUGGCGGGGAAAAAAAAGAUCAGAAAACACUAAAUAAAUCCCACUAUGCAAUCUGGAGAUUAACAGAGAAAAUGGCUUAUUUUAUUAAAAACAGUAUAACCAUUCAUUUAAACUGAAUGACUAGAGACACUUGGCCUAAUUUUCCAAAGGCACUGAGCAUCCAAAGCAUCCCCGGUCUAUAGGGAGCUGCAGGUGCUCAGUGCCUUUAAAAAAAACAACAAAAAUCAGGCGAAUUGUCUUUAAAAACCAAACAUAGUAAGAUUCAGUUAACAAGUAUCACAGUAUAUUAAACACUAUACUGUUAAAGGCUGGUGGGAUUUAAAAGUUCCUUUUUACAGCUUUUGUAAGCAUACAAUGUUACUAAAAAUGACUUACUAAGACAGAGAAGCUAAACAGACAGAGGAAUGUUCCUGAACACAGAGUUUUAAAUUAUGCAUUGCGAUCCAAGCGGACAUCAAUUUCUCUGCCACUGAUUUUUAUGCCGUUCAUUAUCCUACAGGCCUUUUCAGCAGAUUCUGGUGAGUCAAAUCUGACUGUUCCACAGCCCUUUGAUUUUCCAUUCUCCAUUUUUAUUUCUGCAAACAUUACAUGACCUGAAUAAAUAAGUUAAACAGCAGUUAUUUUAAGUCCUCAGUGUACUAACAACUUAAAGAACUCAGAAGUAAUAAAAAACAUUUUAAAGUAUAAUCUAGGGGAACAUUUGAAAUUUGCACUUUCAGACUGAUGGCACAUUCACUCAUUCAGGCAAGGUGAUACAGGACAAAACAGCAGGAAAGAAUCCAAAUCCAGAUCCACUAUCUCGAAUCUCUCCUGAAGUAUGCCUGUAUUUGACCUCAAGUUUGAAACAAAGUGCCCUGUAAGACUCAGGGAAAGGUUUGUGUUUCAUACUGACAGAAGUGUGAGUAUUGACAGGCAUUAACCAAACUGUAGCUUAAUCCAGGCCACCCUGUUCAUCACAGAAACCUACCAAGUAACAGUCACAAACAAGCAAUUUUUGGUAAGAAGCUGCAGAGCAAAAUUAAAGCCUUUAAAACAAUAAAGUUACCAGUCUGGGAGUGGUUCAAAAGUAGCAUGCACUAUCCAAUUCCUGCUGAGCUUCCUUGAGGUUGGACACUCAACUCACAAGGAAAUAUUUUUAUAAAGAUGAGUUUUUGCUUAUGGUAUGUUGUAGCACACUCCUCCUAAGCCCCUGAAUGUCACUAGGAACAAAAAACUUUUCCCUGAAAUACAAAGCCUUUUAUUUUUAAAUAUCAUCUAAGACUGUCCUUUCACUGAAAGAAACUGAACACUGGGGAACAGUCUUUGUAUUUCUUUAUGAUACUGACAUGAACACCAUCUGUUGCUUAUAAUUCUCAAAAGCAACUGAACACAAUUACUACAUCUAUUAGCUGACAGAGAUAAUGAAAAAAAAUUCUGAACUAUCUGAAAGUUGCCCAAGAGGUUAGGACUUAAAAAAAUAAAGAACCUGUUGUGCUAUAUCCUCCAUAUACAAAGAAAACAUCAACAACUUGUAAUUUUUCAUAAUUCAACUGUGAAGUCUAAUUUAUAUCAGAUCUGUAAACAGCUGUAUGAUAAUUGUCUAAGGCAUCAGUAGUAUGUUUAAAAUUAUUGAUCUUUUCUGUCCACCCAAAAUAAGAAGUCAUCCUGUAAUUCAGUUAAAGCUCUCUGUUCUGAAAAUGCGUUUUCAAAACAUAUCAUGUAUUUUGACACUCAAGCUUUAUUUUUCACUUAUUUCUCUGAAAAGACCAACUUUUCUGAAUUAGAUAAAACCAAUUAUUGAAUAUUUGUAGCAAACCUUUAUCUCUUAAGAAAAAGAGGGACAUUACAGCCUGCAAAUGUACUAAUCAGGAUCAUCUAGAUCUAUAAAACCUGUAAUACUACACUGGCAAAACUACUAACUGAUUUGAUGCAGCACCAUUUCUAAAGUAAUGCAGGACCUGGACAGACCCAGGCUCCUGCACAUAUUUAGCUCAUAGGAAACACUACAUUAUAUACUUUUACUGGCCAGGGACUAUGUCAAAAAAGAGAAAAAAAUCAAAGAGUAAUUUUAUUAAAGGAAGAGGUUAAAGUUUAUAGCAAGUGAGCACUCAGAGCCAACAUAACUCAUACUGUACCUUGGUCUUGUGUUCUGUCAUGCCUAAAAAUUAUUUAUAUCAUUCAAGAAAGCUGGGUGAAGCAAGAAAAAUUAAUCUAGCCAGACUCUUCUUCAGAGUCAGACAACGGUCUUCCUGAUAUCAUCUAAUAAACACCAUGCAACACAUGAAGUCCAUGGAGAUGAACAGGGGUAAGGUUCAUAUACAUACCACAUUGACUGAAUUUCUCCUUUAGCUUCUGCCAGGUCAAGUCAAAAGGAAGCUAAAAUAAAAAAGUAUUAUUGAUAACAAAAUAUUACAACGAGAAUAAGAGCUUGUAAUCAAACAUUCACACAAAAUAAGCUUGUGGUUCCUAUACAUUUAAUUGCUUACAUUUCUCACAAAUAUCUGGUUGCCUUUAGAGCCUAAUCUCUCUCUCAUGCCACCUCCCAUCGGGCCAGGCCCAAAUCCUCGGUCGAUGUCCAUGUUCCUGUCCAGGCCUCCACCCAUGGCAGGUCCCAUUCGAUCAAAACCGGAACCCAUCCGAUCCAUUCCCAUUCCUCCAGCCAUAUUGUUCAUACCACCCAUGCCACCACCUACACAGAGAAAGAAAUGGAGGAUAAAAUAAAAUCUCCUUUUAGUAAUAAACACACAGGUAUUUGGUAAAAAAUAAAGUUCUUGUUUCAGGAGAAGAAAAACUUCAUUAAAACUGCUGUAAUAUAAACCAUAACUUUUAUACAUGCACAGUGAUUUAUCAAGGAGCAUGGCUAGUAUUUUAAGACAAAGUAUUACACAAGAUAUAGAGUGUCAGUUCUAAAAUAGUAAAACCAAACUGCAUCAAGCUAUUAGUCAUACCAUCCAACGUAGCAAAAUGUUGAACACAAGAAUUUAAAGUCUGUCUUGUUUAACUAAAAAAAAUAUGAUAACCUUUACCAAAAAGAUCAAAUAAAUAACUGUGGCAAUACUUAGAUACAGAUAAUUUGAGCAGAUAUACUAUUGUUUAUUUGGCUUCCUUCGUUUAUAUUCAGCUUAACUUAAUGCAGCCAUACCCACACCUAAUUACAAAAUCUUCUAGAGAAGGCUUUUUUUGCCAAGAACAGAAGUUACCGCAAGUACUGUAAAGAGCAUGAACUUUCCUACACGUCAUGGUUCAAACCCCAAUAAAAAGUACAUACAUGGAAUAAAAUGUAUUAAUUUAUUUACAUAAGUAACUAAGAGCAAUAGCAUUCAAAUGCUAUAAUAUUUCUGGAUUCAUAAUUAAAAAUUAAUGUACAGUAAAAUGAUCAAGAUCGUUCAUGAGGGACCCUCUCUUCAAGCUUUAUGCAUUCUAAGAUUAGCACUAGCAACAUUUUAGUUUCUCAUCUGCUCUAGUCUGAGGAACUCAGAUAGCUGGUGCAGUACAAACUCAGUAUUGGAGCUUUGCACAAAAUUAAACUGGAGGAUAAUCUGAAAUUCAAUGAUUUUUUAUUUCAAUGAUGACAGAUUACUGAGGUUCAGUUGCAUGAAGUUUACUCAAAUAACUGCCUUUUUUUCUGAAACACGAGUUUGCUUUAAUCACUUCUCCCUCCAAACUAGAAGUUGAAACUAUUCCAAAUCUAAGAUUUAGGGAAAGACUGUGUUAGCUAGUUUUCCUCUGAACUUUUACCUCAACAAAACAGCUUUGAAAACUGUUAGACUUGUCACAUGCAACCCAGUUCUACUUCCCUCAACAGCAAGACACUACACUACAGCAAGUUCCUCUGAUACAAGUAGGUGUACAUGGUAUUGUUACAUUGCCUAUGCAUUUAUGUUCUAUUGAAACAAGUUAACCUACUCAUUCCAGAUCUUACUGGGCCCAUGCUAGGUGCUCCCAUUCCUCCUGCAAAAACACCAAUCAUUGCACCACCUAAACAGAGAAAAAUAAUGAAGUGACAUACACUGAAACCACCAGUUAGUGAAAAAAACAAAGCACACACUAAUGAAGUGCACUGUUCUCAAUGUUCCCUGGCAAUAUUUUUCUAUAAGGGCACUUUAGCAUGUGCCUUUACUAUACAAACUAAACAGGAACACCUUGUAAGUAAAGUUAGUCUCUCCUUUUCUACUACAGGAUUUAAGCUAUUCUGAUUUCUUUCUAGCUUUUCUCCCCUCUGACAGCCUGCCAGCAGCACAAACAUGGUAAAACUAAGUGGGCCAUUUCCCACAUUGGGAAAAACAACCUCAAAAUUCAAUGCUUCAUCUUAUAUGAACUUGAUAGUGUAAAAAGUCAACAAUUCUGCUGCAAAUCAAACAUCCUCAAUUCCACCCUGAUACUAUAGCCCAAUCAAAGACACCUUCCUUGAUUUCAAGGUUACUAAAACCAAAUGCCUUCACAGUACUUAUUUUUAAGAUACCAUUAACCUAAACACUGUAAACAGCAGUACAUCAGGACCUCCCCUGAACAAACACAGUAUCUGUUAAAAGUCCCUACAAUUUCCUUCCAUUAUUUAAGCUGAAGCUGGGAAUCUCUAAUCUUGGUUCUCAGGACACAUUCAAAUGGGCAGAUCACAGAUAGUUUGUAAACUGAAGCUUGCUGGAUCUACUGAAUGAAAGACACCCACAUCAGUUUCUCACAGUGACCACGUUCAUGAAUUUUUAAACCAACAUGUUACCAGAAGACUCAGAAGCCUACUGCUUGCAGAAACAUUUAUAACUUAAGUGGCCUUGCAUUUUCACUCAGGAAACAGAUGCUUAUGCAAGUAGCCAGAGUGAAAACAUACACUUGAUUUCUAAGACCUUCAUUCCAAGGCAUUAAGACUAGCUCAAAGGACAAGCUUAUUAUGUUCUUACCACUUCUACACAAUUAUCAGUGCUGAAGAGAAGCACACAACAGUUACCCUUUGUUAUGACUUGCCUCAUCUAAUAUUUUUUUUUUUUAAAAAAACCCAACUUUUAGACCAAAUGAACCUUGUGCUCUUAGGAGUUCUUCUCUUCCAAGGAGGUGAAUUAAGGGAAUGGAAAAGUACAAGAAACAGGGAAGAGGAAGAACAGUUGUCUCUUAUAAUACAUUUUGUGUUCAGUUUCAGGCCCCUUAACAACAAGAAAGACAUAGAGGUACUGGAGCAUGUCCAGAAAAAGGCAACACAGCUGACCAAGGCCCUGGAGCACAAGCCUUGUGAAGAAUGGCUGAGGGAGAAGAGGAAGAGACUCAGGGAGGACCUUUCUGCUCUCUGUAACUAUCUGAAAGGAGGUUGCAGAGACAUGGGGUCAGUCUCUUCCACCAAUAACAAGCAAAACAACAAGAGGAAAUGGCUUCAAGUUAAACCAGGGAGGUUCAGAUUGGAUAUCAGAAAAAAUGCUUCACAGGAAGAGUUGUCAAUCAUACAAACAUACUGACCAACAAAGUGGUGGCAUUACCAUCCCUGAAGGGAUUUAAAAGACAUGUACACGUGGUUCUUGGUAACCUGGUGUAGUGGUGGACUUGUCAGUGUUGGGUUAAAGGCUGGGCUCGGUGAUCUUUUCCAACCUGAGGGAUUGUGUGAUUCAUCCAGGUAACAGCAUAGUAACAAAGGGCAAGAAGGCUCUAUUGUUGAGCUCUUCCACACCUUUGAAGAUGGAAGAGUAACUCAUUCGAGUGAACCCCACUGCCAAGAAGACAUCAUCUAUUAACAAAAUAAUCCUGGCUCAGUUACAGAAGAGGCCAAUAAAUACCAUUCUGAGCUACAGGAGCUCAGGAGGUAGGACAAAAACUGAAAGCACCAAAAUGCAACACUCCUGUCCAAUGCUACCUGAUCUGCAGUAGAAACAGUCUUACAAAGUGCAUUUGCAAAACAGGCUCAUGGAAGUUACAAAGGCUGUACAUGGACACCUUGUUCAGGAUUAUCAGAAGCAUAUACUUCAACACCCCAAAGAUUUAAUGCCCCACAAAAUAUAGAGUAUGAAGGUAAAUGCUUUCCUCAAACAGCUAUUCCAUAUAUUUUUUACAGAGGGAAAAAAACCCUCCACACCUGAACUCCUGUCUUAAGUGGUGACUGUAAUGAACAUUCAGUUUACAUCCUUACAGUAAUGACUGGGGGAGAAGAGAUAGAAGAUGACCAAAUGAAACCCGGUCUUCUUCUAGCAAAGUUCUUCUAAUACUAUGUCACAGAAAAUUUAACAGUUACCAUACCCAUCCUUCCAAAAGACUCUCCAAAACCACGGUUCAAUGCCAUGUCACCACGACCAAAUUCUCUUUCCAUGUUUGCUCCCAUUCCACCACGGAACAUUUCUGUAAAGAAUGAAGCAAAAAACCAGGAAUGUUCUGUUAUUUACAUCUAAGUUGAUGCUCCUACAACACUUCUUUCACAGCCGCUUGUUUAAAUAGAAGUGAGUCUAAUGCACAAGCCAGAGGCACCUAUUACACACUCAACUGUCCUGCCAGUUCCUAGGCCUCCACUCAUGCAACUACUUCCUUUGAACUCAUCUAUAUUACCCAUCCCUAAAUGGAGGGCUUUUAAUAAAUAAAUAGCAGCAAGGUAAUAGCUGUACAGGAACGGUGUUCAACUACCUCCCAUUCGGUUGACUCCAAAUCCUCCCAUGUUAGGCAUUCCUUCAGGCAUUCCACGAAAUCCAGGAAGCCCUGCAAAAUAAGGAAAAAUGUUUUCUCUACAGUAUUAAAUAAAUAUUUAAUGCAAAAAACUUCAUUGCACGUACCGCCUCCCAUUCUACUCAUUCCACCAAAUCCUGGGCCGUCUAUUCCCAUACCUUUAAACCAAAAAGAUAAACAACACUUAGUACACCUAAUGGAUUUCUAAAAAGUCAGACAGAGUUAAAAUCUCAAAAGCACACUAGACAAGGCUUGCUUUGUCAAAAGUCUGUCAUUUUUGCAAACACAGAAAUUACAAUUUUAAACUUUAAAAUUUUUAACAAGCUUUGUAUAACUUAAAAAUGAAGAAUAUGGAUUUACCUCCUGGACCCAUGCUCCCCAUUCCACCACCCAUGCUCAGCUGUGUUGCACUGAUGGGCUGUCCACCUGGUCCAAGUCCCAUACCAAUGCCACCAAGACCACCUCAAAAACAAAGAAAAGUAAGUAUGAUCAGAAGAGAGACCUUCCUCUGUAUCACAGAAACCAGUUAGCAAAAGUGUUGCUAAACUGUACGAAAACAUGGAUCACCAUAUACUAAGUGCAAGGAGUAGAAAACAGAGCAGGCACUCACGAGGUAAUUGUGAGCUUUUGCUGUCCACAACACGGAAAUCUUCAUGAGGAACUGAUUUGUCAUCCUGACAAAAAACAAGGAUGUUAUGCUAUGAUCCCUUCAAUAUUUUGGUAGAGACAUGUAAGUAGAAAGAAAUGAAAGCAACCUACCAUUUUAACAUGCAUGGGUCUAUCAAAUAGGAAUUGUCCAUUGAACAUAGCUGAAGAAAUGCAAGUCAAGGAGUCUUAAGAAGGCAAUUUAACUGUUUCUGAAGAAUCAAUGCAAUAACUUAUUAAAUUUUUGUACAAUUACUAUGAGUCUUAUCUUUCCCUAUUUUAACUUUAGAAACCCAAUUCAAGGGCCAGAAGAUGCAAUACAAGCUGUUAGGUACACUGUUAGUUUCACAAUUGUCACACUGCCAGGUAUUUUAAUUUUGUUCAACAUCAUGAGGACAUUUUAGAAUUUAGUAGUAAAUUCAGGCAUUACAAAUGUAAUCUGCACAGUAUUACACUCUAGUCCCUAUAUCGUAGCUACAAAGGCAAUAAGCACCAUUUGCAAAACUACGCUGCCAGAACCAUUAGAUUAAUCAAUAUAUGAUCAAUUAUUUUCCAAAACCAAAGAUACAUAUUGCUUGAACAGCUUCAAUUGCUUGUUCAAAGGUAACUGUCCCCAUUCCUCGACUCUUGCCAUCUUUAUCUUCUUUGAUGUCUGCACGCUUCACAGUUCCAGCAAUGCUGAAUACCUCCUUCAGUUUCUUCCAGCCAACUUUGAAGUCAA
Passer domesticus (house sparrow) is the source of this 9781-nucleotide messenger RNA. RefSeq names its product solute carrier family 24 member 5 (gene SLC24A5). Gene Ontology annotation, molecular function: calcium, potassium:sodium antiporter activity; calcium channel activity. The record is from RefSeq and is a predicted model, not a curated record. Lineage: Eukaryota; Metazoa; Chordata; Aves; Passeriformes; Passeridae. Gene Ontology annotation, biological process: calcium ion transmembrane transport; intracellular calcium ion homeostasis; melanocyte differentiation. The transcript is spliced from 9 exons. Gene Ontology annotation, cellular component: trans-Golgi network; membrane. The coding region runs from base 27 to 1505 and encodes 492 amino acids.